Molecule: messenger RNA, 1018 nt
Organism: Tachyglossus aculeatus (Australian echidna)
Lineage: Eukaryota; Metazoa; Chordata; Mammalia; Monotremata; Tachyglossidae
Gene: KLK11
Product: kallikrein related peptidase 11
Exons: 6
Coding region: 66-824 (252 amino acids)
Biological process (GO): proteolysis
Molecular function (GO): serine-type endopeptidase activity
Source: RefSeq, a predicted model, not a curated record
GACGACCCUGCCAGGCCCGACACGGGCCGGGUCCCCGCCCGCCGCCUGACCCCCCGGCUUCUGCCAUGCUGCUCCUGCCGCUCCUUGGCCUCGUCCUCACCUUGAUGGCAGGAUGGAUCCGGCCAGAGACGCGGGUGAUUAAGGGCUACGAGUGCCCGCCUCACUCCCAGCCCUGGCAGGUGGCCUUGUUCUUCAAGUCCCGGCUGCACUGUGGAGCUUCGCUCAUCCACCCGCUCUGGCUGGUCACCGCCGCUCACUGCCGCAAGCCACGCUACCAGGUCCGCCUGGGAGUCCAUAACAUCGAGCAGCAUGAGGGGACAGAGCAGGUGCGCCUGGCCACCCGCUCCUUCCCCCAUCCCGGCUUCAACAGCAGCUACCCCAACAAGGACCACCGCAAUGACAUCAUGCUGGUGAAACUGGACAAGCCCGCCCAUCUGACUGCCGCCGUCCAGCCCUUACCCCUACCCCAGGACUGCGUCACCGCCGGCACCUGCUGCCUCAUCUCCGGCUGGGGAACCAUCACCAGCCCGAAAAUUCACCUCCCCGCUACGCUGCGCUGUGCCAAAAUCAGCAUCAUCCCCCAGAAGGAAUGCGAGGCCUCCUACCCCGGCAACAUCACCGACACCAUGGUCUGUGCCAGUGUCCGGAACAAGGGCCGGGACUCCUGCCAGGGAGACUCUGGGGGUCCCCUGGUCUGUAACGGGAGCCUACAGGGGAUCAUCUCAUGGGGUCAGAACCCUUGUGCCACCAUUUCCAAGCCGGGCGUCUACACACGAGUCUGCAAAUAUGUCGACUGGAUCUGUCAGACCAUGAAGAACAACUAGUUCCAUUCUGGGGGUGCCCGGACCCUGACUGUGCCACCACACCCUCCCCAACCCCCACCCAAAACCUGGCCCGGACACCCCCGGGGACCCCUCGCCAGAGAGCUCUCCUCUGAAUGAAGCCCAGGUUCUUCCCUACGUACACUCCGCUCCCCAGCCCGGCCCCCAGACUCAUCUCCCAGGCUCCCCCCCACAUC